AUGUCUCAACGUGAAAAAGAUGAACUUGAAGUAUAUCUUAAUGAUAUAUGCCCAAACUUCACGCAGAUGAGAAAAGUACUUGGUGAAAGUAAGGCAAAGUCACCUGCUGUAUGUAAUACAACAACGCCCUUGGACUUAAACAAAGCCCAAGACAUGAGCAAGGAUGAAGACGGUGAAGACGGUGAAAAUGAUGGAGGUGACGAAGCCAGUGAGAGCAGCAAAAGCUGCAAAGACCAAGAAGAACAGGGAGCUGAUGUCAGCAAUGAGAUCAGUUCUCAGAGAGAGGCCAUUGUCCAAAGCAAUAGUGAAAGCAGCACCUCCGAGCACUCUGACGCCAGUGCGUACAGUGGCAAAAAACGCCCUAAAUUCUUUGGCAAGAUUGUGAAGAACACGGCAAAAAGAUCAGUCAAGAGCAUAGAGGAUAUUGGGCAUGGUAUAAAAGAGUUCAAUGAUGCCCGGAUAUCGCUCUUAGAAUCAAAGUACGAGGAAGAGCUCAAGAACCAGAAGGAGAAGCUGCAAAAAGAGCUUCAAUGCGAGCAGCGGGUAAAAGGAGUGAUCCUUAUGGCAAAAACAUUUGACUGGUCUGAGGAGAAGACUAAGAAUGAAUUAGAAGAGGUGUAUAAUCAAUACCUUAAUUAA
Phycomyces blakesleeanus NRRL 1555(-) is the source of this 639-nucleotide messenger RNA. RefSeq lists its product as hypothetical. Bases 1 to 639 code for a protein of 212 amino acids. The transcript has 2 exons. The record is from RefSeq and is a predicted model, not a curated record. NCBI's taxonomy places the organism in Eukaryota, Fungi, Mucoromycota, Mucoromycetes, Mucorales, Phycomycetaceae.